GGAACGUGAAAAAACUACUCGUAUGUGUUACAACGGUGUGUACACAUUAUUCCUCCUUAUUUUUCUUUCAUGGAUGUAUAGCCAAAAGUGAAAAUAUUUUGGGCACACAUAUUAACUACAUAAUUUAUAGAUAUUCAGACAUUCGCUUAUUUACAAAUUUCCAACAAAAAUAUAAAAUUUUUUUAAAAACAGUAAUUAUUUGUGCAAUGGAGGAUUUUUGCCAUAAACUAAAUAUGAAUAUACAUAUAUGUAUAUUAGUUGUAUGUUCAACGUACAUGUAAACUACAUACAUGUAAUUCAGUGUAGAUGUAAACAUAUACAAAAGGAGUGCGAACAUUAUAUUUACAUAUAAAAGAAAACUCCAAAGUAAAUGAAAGAUGGCGUUUUUAUUGCUUACAUUUUCAUUUGCCGCAAUUGCUUUCGAUUUUACGUGCGGAGUUAAAGAUGUUCCUUCUCAAAGAGUGGAAGCUUUAAGUGGAGAAACUAUAUAUCUUCCAUGUAACGUCAGUACAUAUGAUGGCGACGAAGUGGUUUUGAUUUUAUGGUAUCGUGAAGAUAAAGGCACACCCAUAUAUAGUGUGGAUAUACGAGAAGGUUAUACGAAAGCUAUUAAGCGAUGGUCCGAUGAAAGUGUUUUUGGAGAGAGAGCGUACUUCAUAUUUGACAAAGAACCCGGAACACUAUCCAUUCAAAGCACGAAGUUUGCUGACUCUGGAACAUACAGAUGUAGAGUGGAUUUUUUAAGAGCUCAAACCCGCAAUAGCAAAAUUACUCUCUCAGUUAUAGCUCCACCAGAAAUAGUUAUAAUAAGAGAUGAUUCUGAUGUAGAGCGAUCGACUGUUGUUGGUCCCUAUAGCGAGGGAGACAUUAUUACAUUGAAGUGUGAAGCAAUUGGUGGAAAACCUUCUCCUAAAAUAAGCUGGUAUAGAGAUGAAGUUCUUAUUGACUCGCAGAUGAAUUAUGUUCCAGGUCAAAGAUAUGUACAGAGCGAAAUAACAAUAGGACCUCUUAGUAGAGCAGAUCUAAAUUCCAGAAUAACAUGUAAGGCUAACAAUCACCCUCGGGCAACACCUGUGGAGUCCGUAGUACAAAUUGAUAUGAACUUUUCACCAUUAGAUAUCAGAUUGCUAGGAGCACACCAACCCCUUUCUGCUGGACGUCGUUAUGAUCUUCUGUGCCAGAGCUCGGGUUCUCGUCCGCCAGCAGUUAUAACAUGGUGGUUAGAUGGUGUGCGAUUGGAGAAAACAACUGAAACGACUUCAAGUGAUGGAAACCAAACAACAAGUACUCUGUCUAUAUCGUUUAGCAAAACAGAUGCUGGUAAAUUACUAACAUGUAAAGCCUAUAACCACGCAGUUCCCACGGAACCAUUAGAAGAUGGUUGGAAGCUUGAUAUACAGUAUUCACUAGAUGGCCGGAAGCAUACCCAAUUAAAGACAUUACAGCCCAAACAAUAG
Lucilia sericata (common green bottle fly) is the source of this 1457-nucleotide messenger RNA. Its product is annotated as nephrin-like. Lineage: Eukaryota; Metazoa; Arthropoda; Insecta; Diptera; Calliphoridae. The transcript is spliced from 9 exons. The record is from RefSeq and is a predicted model, not a curated record. The coding region runs from base 378 to 1457 and encodes 359 amino acids.